This is a messenger RNA of Phytomonas sp. EM1, 1320 nucleotides long. The record is from the annotation of a GenBank genome assembly. NCBI's taxonomy places the organism in Eukaryota, Euglenozoa, Kinetoplastea, Trypanosomatida, Trypanosomatidae.
AUGGAGGGCCAAAACCAGCAUUUAGAAGACCAACAGGAUGAACCAACAGACCUGGAAAGCGUUCAAAAGGAAAGCUUGGAGGACUUGCCUUCUCAGCCGCCACUAGAUGCAGUGCCUGAUAUACUCAGGGAUGCAUCCCACAUCGCAUUUGACCCUGACGGUUCUCAGGAGCAAUUCCAUCACGACGCCGCGUCGAAGCCUCUGGAAUCGGAUCCGGACGACCCUUUGGUGCGCACGGUGAAUGACGUCGAGGCGGAUCUUUUCCCUCCGCGAAGGGACCCCCACCCCGAUUCGCACGCGCGCACCGCCCCAUCCCACGCCCCCUCUGCGCAAACGCACCCAUCGCCUCAUGCGAUGCAGCCCGCUUCGAUGACUUCGCCCUCCCCGGAUGAAAGGGGCAAGCCGACCGCGCAGGCGCGCAAACCCUCCCUGCCGGAUCGCCGACGUCCCUCUGCGGGGAUCGUCCGACUGGCCUCGCCACCCCCCCCAGAUGGGGUUGAAAUCACCACCCUCGGUCGAAACGGCCUUCGCUACGCGAUCGGGCCGGUUUUUAACGCCGAAAACCUCUCCACGCGGGAGGAACACGCGCGAUUUCGUCAUCGCAACCGCGUCUCCGCGAAUUACCUCGGCCCUCUUUACGUUUCGGAGGAUAUCCAUGUGGCCUGUCAUGCCUGUGGGGGCCCGGUGGAUCCGAUUUCGCGGGUUCCCGUCGGGCCGUUUUUUUUCCAUCUUCAUUGCGUUCGCUGCGUGUUGUGCGCGCGGACAGGGGUGACGGAGCCUUUUCAGGCCGUGCAAGGGGAGCCGGUGUGUGGGGCCUGCCUCGCGAAAGGGUUCGCGCCCUGCGUGGGGAAGGAAAAAGGCCGACGCGGCGAGCGGGAGCUGUCUGGGAAGCUCAAAAGAAGGAAAGCGGGGGGAAGUCGGGGUGGGAAUCGGAAGGGGAGCGGGCUAGAGAGGGAGUCGGCCUAUCCAGGCGCGACGCGGCCAACCACCGCCGCCGCCCCUUCCCGGGUUGGGGAGGAGGCGCUACCGGUGUUGAAUCGCGCGAUGAUGCAGGGCGCAACGGCCCCUUCGUUGAGCAUCGGCCCCCUUCAUAACCGUCGUAAUACCAGCCGACGAAGUUUCAUGCUCAUGCAACGGCAGCAGUACUACACGCAGAGUGAUCUCAACCUGAUUGCGGCGAAGGAGUUGAUGAACAUGCCCGAGGAGCGAUCCAAUCGGCGUGGCUCGAAACGAAUUGGUUUCAAAGGAGGGACCGCUUUGCCAGGCACGGGAAUGAGGGCCACGGCCGGGAUAGAGGACGAAUUCCCAUUACUAGAAUGA